Saccostrea cuccullata (small rock oyster) is the source of this 1600-nucleotide messenger RNA. Its product is annotated as hexosaminidase D-like. The transcript is spliced from 14 exons. Bases 45 to 1451 code for a protein of 468 amino acids. Lineage: Eukaryota; Metazoa; Mollusca; Bivalvia; Ostreida; Ostreidae. The record is from RefSeq and is a predicted model, not a curated record. Gene Ontology annotation, molecular function: hexosaminidase activity. Gene Ontology annotation, biological process: carbohydrate metabolic process.
GUUUGUUGACGUGAAGAACACUACACAAGUUAGGAAGACACACAAUGGAAGAUACACAAAGACUUGUGCAUCUGGAUCUGAAAGGAGCACCACCAAAAGUAACAUAUUUUGAGAAGAUUUUCCCUCUAAUGAAGAAAUGGGGUGCCACUGGUCUCCUGAUAGAAUAUGAAGACAUGUUUCCAUAUUGGGGAGAUAUCACUGAUAUUGCCUCAGAAUUUGCCUACAGCAAAGAGUGCAUAGCAAGCAUUUUACAACUGGCAGAGGACAAUGGUCUCUCUGUUAUACCUCUAGUCCAGUCCAUUGGUCAUUUUGAGUUUGUAUUAAAACUUGAGAAGUUUAGAUCACUGAGAGAAGUUCCAAACUACCCAAUGGCUCUUUGUCCCUCAAAUUCAGAUUCACUUCUGGCUGUGUGUAUGAUGAUUGAUCAGGUUAUAGAAUUGCAUCCUGGGAUACGAUCUUUUCACAUUGGGGCAGAUGAGGUGUAUCAUUUAGGAGUUUGCGAGCGAUGUAAAAUCAGAAUGUUAGAGGAGAACCUAACACCCCAGCAACUGUUUUUACUUCAUAUUAAGGCUGUUCUAGAUCACAUUAAGGAGAACUAUCCCAAUAUCAGCUGUAUUAUGUGGGAUGACAUGCUGAGACAUACAGAGUUACCUCUCCUUAUCAAUUCUAGUCUUGGAGAUUUAGUAGAACCAAUGGUUUGGCACUAUCUAACAUCAUUUAGACUCCCACCAGAUAUAUGGGACAAAUACUCUAAAGUUUUCCCCAAUAUUUGGAUAGCAAGUGCAUUCAAAGGUGCUACAGGGGCAAAUGUGUAUGCUACGAACAUUGCUUACCAUGUAGAUAAUCAUACCAUGUGGCUCAAUGUCAUGGCAAAGGAGAGGUCAAAGUUCAAAAAAGUUCAAGGUUGUGCACUUACUGGAUGGCAAAGGUAUGAUCAUUAUGCUGUACUCUGUGAGCUCCUCCCACAAGCUCUGCCAUCACUAGGGGUGUGUCUGUUAACCCUCCAACAGGGUAUAUUUUCUGCUGAGAUCCAUGCAACUGUGUCACGAGACUUAAACUUUGUGUCUCUUCUACCGCUCAACCCAUAUCAGAGGGGCCCUAUACCACCUUGUCAAUUUCCAGGGAGUGAAAUUUACUGUGCCAUGCUAGCAUUUCUACAGCUUGAUGCAACUUAUGAAGAAUUAGUACACGAUGAAAGAGUGAUGACAUGGAUGAAUGAUUACAUGAUAGAGAGGAAGUUCUCCAAUCCAGUCCACAUAGAACCCAUUCUAGCCCAGUCCUCUCUAAUCUUAGAAAGCCUGACAAAAAUCCACCCCCAGAUAGAGGGAGCCCUGAGAGAGGUGUUUUAUAACAACGCAGUGGAAGAAUGGUUAAAGGUGUUUGUGGAGCCCAAGAUAAAGAAGAUAUCAGACAUUGUAGAGAAAGCUAAAUCACAACUCAGCAAUACAUAGCUUGGUUUUGUUGUACUGUAUUUCAGCUUACAGGACUUUAUUAUUAAUCAAGGUCUUAUCUGUUGACAGAUUUUUAUUUUCAACAUCUUGAGGUCUUUGGAACAUUGUUGUGACAAUUGUGCCAUAAUUAAAGGAAUUUCAAAUUAAAA